This is a messenger RNA of Amborella trichopoda, 2560 nucleotides long. Its product is annotated as Glycosyl hydrolase family protein. Gene Ontology annotation, biological process: arabinan catabolic process; xylan catabolic process. The record is from RefSeq and is a predicted model, not a curated record. NCBI's taxonomy places the organism in Eukaryota, Viridiplantae, Streptophyta, Magnoliopsida, Amborellales, Amborellaceae. Gene Ontology annotation, molecular function: xylan 1,4-beta-xylosidase activity; alpha-L-arabinofuranosidase activity. Gene Ontology annotation, cellular component: plant-type cell wall.
ACACUUUUUCUGAAUUGCAUAUGUAGAAAUGCUGUCUAGCCCACAUCAAACAGUUUUCCUUAUUUGUACUCUGUUUGUCCUGAUAUAUAGAUAUAUAUUUCAUACGUCCUGCAAACAAAAUUGAUCGGUUCUUCCAUGGCUCCUACUCCUACACCCUCUGGAUUUUGUAAGGGUUUAACCUUCUCUCUCUUCUUCAUCCAUGUGAUUGCCUCUCCCCCAUUUGCCUGUGACCAAUCCAACCCUUCCACAUCCUCCUUCAAAUUUUGCACAACUUCUCUCUCUAUCAAUGAGAGGGUGUGGGACUUGAUCUCUCACCUCACUCUAGAAGAGAAAGUCUCUCAGCUAGUUAACACUGCUCCUGCAAUUUCAAGGCUUGGUAUCCCAAGCUAUCAAUGGUGGUCUGAAUCUCUUCAUGGUGUCUCAAACAUUGGGCCUGGGAUCCGAUUCAAUGGCACCAUUCGCUCUGCAACAAGUUUCCCUCAAGUCAUUCUCACGGCUUCUUCUUUUAACAGAGAGAUCUGGUACCAAAUCGGACAGGCGGCCGGAAAAGAGGCGAGAGCAAUAUACAACGCUGGACAAGCUAAUGGAUUAACAUUCUGGGCGCCAAAUAUCAAUAUCUUUAGGGACCCAAGAUGGGGUAGAGGGCAAGAAACACCAGGAGAAGAUCCCACUGUAACAGGAAAAUACGCAGUGGCAUAUGUGAGGGGUUUACAGGGUGAUUCCAUUGAUGGGUCCAGAGGGCCUACGGUUCGAUUGAGGGCUUCGGCUUGUUGUAAACACUUAACGGCUUAUGAUUUGGAUAAAUGGGAAGGGACCACGCGUUAUACGUUCAACGCCGCUGUUUCUUCACAGGAUUUAGCAGAUACUUAUCAGCCACCAUUCCAAAGGUGCGUGGAAGAAGGGCAUGCGAGUGGGAUAAUGUGUGCAUAUAAUCGUGUUAAUGGUGUUCCCAAUUGCGCCGAUUACGACCUCCUUACCAAAACCGCAAGAUCACGUUGGGGUUUUUACGGGUAUAUCACCUCUGAUUGCGACGCGGUUGGGAUAAUCCAUGACUCUCAGAGCUAUGCUGCAACCCCUGAAGAUGCCGUUGGCGAUGUCCUCCGAGCUGGCAUGGAUGUCAACUGUGGAAGCUACAUGCAGCAGCAUACCAUGUCUGCAAUUCAACAGGGGAAAGCAAAAGAAUCAGAUGUAAACAGAGCCCUUCACCAUCUUUUCUCAAUAAGGAUUAGGUUAGGCCUUUUUGAUGGGAACCCAACAAAGCUACCUGAUGGUAAUAUUGGGCCGAACAUUGUAUGUUCAAAUGAACACCAGUACUUAGCUCUCCAAGCAGCUCGAGAAGGGAUCGUUUUGUUAAAGAAUUCUCCCAAGGUUCUUCCUCUCUCUAAAAAUGCGAUCAAAUCGUUCGCUGUUAUCGGCCCAAAUGCAAACAACCCACAAACCCUUUUGGGGAAUUAUGCUGGACCGCCCUGUAACAUUCUUUCACCCCUUCAAGCUCUACAAAGAUAUGUAAAACACACACAAUUCGCACAUGGAUGCGACUUGGUUGCUUGCACCUCAGAAGCAUUGAUCGACGAAGCUGUGAAUGUAGCAAGAGCGGCAGAUCAUGUGGUUUUGGUGAUGGGUUUGGAUCAAAGCCAAGAGAGAGAGGAGUUGGAUAGAGUGAGCCUUAGCCUUCCAGGUCACCAAGAGAGGUUGAUUACCAUGGUUUCUCAGGCUGCAAAGAAGCCGGUGGUGCUGGUGCUUUUGUGUGGUGGACCGGUGGAUGUGUCUUUUGCGAAGCGUAAUUCGAAGAUUGGAGCCAUGGUUUGGGCUGGUUAUCCUGGUGAAGCAGGGGGGACUGCCCUUGCUGAGAUCAUCUUUGGUGAACAUAAUCCAGGGGGUAAAUUGCCCAUGACCUGGUACCCCGAAGAAUUUACCAAGAUCCCAAUGACCAACAUGAGGAUGCGCCCUGACCUGAAUUCUGGCUAUCCAGGCCGCACAUACCGCUUCUACAGGGGCCGAGAGGUUUUUCGAUACGGCCAUGGCCUGAGCUACUCAACCUACUCGUAUGAGUUUCUCUCUCCAGCUAUCACCCCACUUUACCUGAACCUCUCUCUCUAUAGAGACCCCUCUCUCUCUAACCAAGACUCUGAGCAUUUAAUCUAUGAUAUUGAUCAGUUGGGUAGUGAAGCCUGUGAUCAAGUUCAGUUCUCGACAACAGUUCGAGUGAGAAACUCGGGCCAAAUGGAUGGUCAACAUGUUGUAUUACUGUUUUCGCGGCCUCCUGUUGUGAGCAAUGAUGCUCCAAAGAGGCAAUUGGUGGAUUUUAAGAGUGUCUAUUUGAAGGCAGGGGAGAUGAGGGAGGUUCAUUUUGAGCUGAGACCAUGUGAGCACUUUGCUGGGACCUUAGAGGAUGGGAGGAGGGUUUUUGAGGGGGGCCCUCAUUACCUCAUGGUUGGCAAUGUGGAGAGGCUGGUUAUUCUCGUGGCUUGAGAUGGAGGGAAAUAGGAUUUGAAAAUUUGAAGUUCUUAUGCUUUGUCAUUUAUAAGGGUGUGGUUUGCAUGAGGUUGCACCCUUAAAU